Molecule: messenger RNA, 1309 nt
Organism: Prunus avium (sweet cherry)
Lineage: Eukaryota; Viridiplantae; Streptophyta; Magnoliopsida; Rosales; Rosaceae
Source: RefSeq, a predicted model, not a curated record
AAAUAAACAAAUAACCUUCUCAGCCGCACCAACUUAUCCCAGGCCCUCUCCCCGACGGAGCUCCCCCACCCCGAUCUUUCUCUCCUCCACCUACACCACCUCCUUCUAUCUCUAUUCUAUGUUCUCUGUAUCUCUCUUUCUCAACCUCUCUCCUCCCCAACACCCCGAGUUUGGUGGUAAUGCGAUUUUCGCUUGAAACAACUACUGUUUCCUUCGUCAAAUUUUGGAUUCAAAAUGAGUGGGUAUAGUGAUUUGGAAUCUUGACCAAAAAUGAGUCUGGGGAUUGUUUCUCAACAGCCAAUAUAGAGGCUAGCUCUAUCUCCCUCUCUCGCUAAAAUGUCUUUGCAACAGUUUGUGUAGCGCGCGCUAUCUAGUAAGCAUCUGUUGAAUAGUGUUCGAUUCUUUGUGAAGGAGAGAGCGAAAUAUUCUUUGUGGGUUCAAUUCUCACUACACAGGCGCUCUCGUGGCUGUUCUGCGCCGAAUAUACAUAUAGAACUAAUGGCUGCGCACACUUCUGGUAAUGGGUUCUGAAGCCUUUGUGCUUAGGAGCAUAUGGGCAUCACUGGGUUCCUCCUGGAUUUACUGAUAUUGAAGAGGAAGAUGGAGAGAAAACAGGGAAAGAUGUCUCUUUGUGGAACAAUACAGGAAGAUGCUGCAAUAAGAGGGGGAGAUAAGCUCGUAUUAAGGGGCUUGAAGUUCCAUGGAUUUCAUGGAGUGAAGCCAGAAGAAAGGACGCUGGGUCAGAAAUUUGUGAUAGAUGUUGAUGCUUGGAUGGAUCUCCGGGAGGCUGGUAAAUCUGAUCGUUUGUCAGAUACCAUUAGUUACACCGAAAUUUAUCGCAUUGUAAAGGAAGUUGUAGAAGGGCCACCUCAUAAUCUUCUGGAGUCUGUGGCUCAACUCAUCGCAUCUACCACUCUGAAAAAUUAUCCCCAGAUAUCUGCUGUCUCUGUCAAAGUUGGGAAGCCGCAUGUUGCUGUUCAUGGUCCUCUUGACUACUUGGGUGUCGAGAUAUUUAGAUACAGAAGUGUUGAUGCGCCAAACUAAGAUUUUAUGAGUUACUCAAAAAGAGGCAAAUCUAUGCCCCCUGUGACAGCCUGACACAGGUUUGACUUGGGUGUUAUUUUGUUUUCUUCUCUUUUGAACUUGUUUGUGGGGAUCCUUGUUCCAUAUUUUGAACCAGCCACAGUUAUUGUUUAUGUAGUUCUUUCUUGUGCUUAUCCUGUAUUUUUACUUGGGAUUUCAUCUUGGUUACAUUCUUUUUAGUACUUGGUACACCUCUGAACUUCAUUUUAUUGAAUUUCUUUGUCAA